This is a messenger RNA of Hirundo rustica (Barn swallow), 2948 nucleotides long. RefSeq names its product abhydrolase domain containing 6, acylglycerol lipase (gene ABHD6). The record is from RefSeq and is a predicted model, not a curated record. Lineage: Eukaryota; Metazoa; Chordata; Aves; Passeriformes; Hirundinidae. The transcript is spliced from 10 exons. Bases 299 to 1309 code for a protein of 336 amino acids.
GCCGAAAUGCUUCGGCGUGAUGGGGACAGUGGCCUCCGGCCUGCGGCCCUGGCAAGGGGAGCUCUCAGGGAUUUUUCUGGCUUGAAGCAGCCCCCAGAACUCAUGCCGCGUGGUUCCGGUGCACUUAUUGAUCGUCCCCCGUGAAUUUCACUGCCAAAAUCUGCCAGCGAGUCCAGGCCAGCAUUUUGCUGCGUGCCCGUGUUUUCAGACACUGCCGCCGCCCACAGCAAGCAGGACUUGUACCGAGAGGAGGAGGGGAACUGUGCAAGGCAGGUGAGGCCGAGUAGUGAAGAGCAUCAUGGACCUGGAUAUGCUGAACAUGUUUAUCAUUGCCAGUGGCACCCUGGCUAUCCCCAUCCUGGCCUUUGUGGCCUCAUUCCUCCUAUGGCCCUCAGCGCUUAUCCGCAUCUACUACUGGUACUGGCGCCGAGCCUUGGGCAUGCAGGUUAGAUAUGCAAACUACGAUGACUAUCAGUUUUGUUAUUCCUAUAGAGGAAGACCUGGAUGCCGGCCGUCCAUCCUGAUGUUACAUGGGUUCUCGGCUCACAAAGACAUGUGGCUGUCCAUAGUCAAGUUCCUGCCAAAGAACUUGCACUUGGUAUGUGUGGACAUGCCUGGGCAUGAGGGCACAACCCGCUUCGACUUGGAUGAUUACUCCAUUAGUGGGCAAGCUAAGAGAAUACACCAGUUUGUGGAAUGCAUCAAGCUGAACAGAAAGCCCUUUCAUCUGGUUGGCACUUCCAUGGGGGGAAAUGUUGCUGGUGUCUAUGCUGCUCAGUACCCAGAAGAUAUUUGCAGCCUGACCCUCAUCUGUCCUGCAGGCCUGCCAAGUACCACUGACAGCAAGUUCAUUAAGCAGCUCCGGGAGCUGCAAGAGUCCAAACGCAUUGACAGGAUCCCUUUAAUCCCCUCAACACCCGAGGAGAUGGCAGACAUGCUGAAGCUUUGUUCCUACGUUCGCUUCAAGGUGCCACAGCAGAUUCUCCAGGGUCUAGUUGAUGUUCGCAUCCCACACAAUGAAUUUUACCGGAAACUGUUUUUAGAAAUCGUGGAUGAAAAGUCCAGGCACUCUCUCCAUGAGAACAUGAACAAGAUCAAAGCACCAACACAGGUCAUCUGGGGAAAGCAGGACCAGGUCCUGGAUGUUUCUGGUGCCAGUGUUUUAGCAAGUGCUAUUCCAGACUGCCAUGUGUACAUCCUGGAGAACUGUGGGCAUUCAGUGGUGGUGGAGCGGCCCCGCAAGACAGCCAACCUCAUCCUGGAGUUCCUGGCGCUGCUGCACAGCAUAGAUAACAAGAAGCAGGCAUGAGUGUGGCAGGGAGCCAAGUGCCAUGCCAGGUUAAAUUGUAAAGUACUGCAGCUUUGAUACGUUCUCAGGGAUCUUGUACUAAUUGGGGUCAAUGUGCCAAAGUCCCUGAGGAAGGCAGAAUCACUGAUACCUAAACCUAUAGCACCACUGGAACAGCAACCUGGGGUCAUUGAGGAACCUCCAUAGAUGCAGGAACAGAAGCAGAGUAUCUCCCUUUUCUACUUAGAGGUAAGAUAGAAAUGAGCUGAAAUUACCCAGUGCUCAUCACACAGCCACCCAUCUUACCUGGGUUACCAGCACGUAGUUGUUCAUGACAUUUACCUAAACUGUAUAUGAAAUGUAGGAAGGAGAAAGCAUCCUGGACUGAGACUAACAAUAUUUUUACUACUUAAGAGUCCAUUGUGUUGCAUGCUGCUGUGCUGUAAGAGAACCCCCAAGUGCUCUAGGUGUCUGCUUGAGUGGUCUUUGUAUAGCUCCUUAUCUCACGAUUUAUGCAGAAAACAACAGAAAACUGUAUUUGUGGAAGUCCAAUGACUGUAUGUGCAAAAAUGUUUACACUCUGAGUGGGUUUUUCUAAAUCUCUAAAUAGCUCCUGUGUAUUUGUAAUGCCUUAACAUUGCCCAGGGUGUGGUGUCUGUGCACAGCCCACCUUGCCCAGGGCUGGUUCUGAGGGUGAACACAGCCAGUGACAACGGGGUGCAGGCAGCAGCGCUUUGUCACUGCUGUGGAACCGGGGCAAUGGCAAGCGCCCAGGGCCAUUCAGCCCCAGAGCCUGAGUAAGCAAUAAGCCCAUGGCCAAGAUGUGAUUCAGCCACCUUGGGUGAACUCAGCUCCUCUAUCACAUUGUGCUGCUGAACACCUGGAUGUAAAUAAUUAUUUUCUUAAUGAAUUCUGUGAAUUCUGCAAAAGUCAAGGCCACCAGAACAAGUGUGAGGGGUGGGAGGGGGCUGUGUGUGUGACCAGCACAGGGAAUGGUGAGAAGGGGUCAGCUUGCCUACAAGGUGCUGGGUGGUGGUGAGGAAAGGUACAAUGUGCUUCUGCAUCCUCUCCAUGACUGCAACUCCUGGCCAAGUGAAACUAUAGGUAGAAACAGGCAAUACAGGCAAGCUGCCCUUUACAGCAGGAUCCAUCCUGCAGCUUUCCAGGUGUGGUCACUCACUGCCUGUCCCAGGGACAGAACACUGGUCCCAGUCUCAGGCAAGACUGAUGGGUGCUGGAGGGCAAGGUGGUGCAUGGUGCCCUCAAAGGCAAAGCAGCAGGUGGCUGUCAUCCCUCAGUUACCCCCAGCCCUCCUCAGGGGGUGACUGGGUGCUGUUAGAAUGUCCCUCCCCCUGACUGGAAACACAGGCUUGUGGUGCUGACAGCUUCCUGAGGUACCCGGAUCUGUACAUACGUCUGAAACUCCCCAUCAGCUUCUUGGCUCUUUUUAAGAGAAGAAACAUUGUUCUUUUAGAAAUAUAGAAAUUUGCUGUUAAUUGCUUAGUUACUGUUUCUACUAAAGGAGUUUAUUUAAAAAAAAUGCUGGAGUUUUAUGUGAUAAAACCCAGAAAAACUUGUUCGGUAUCUAUAUGGUUUCUCAUGCCACAGAUUGCUGUUUGCAAAGGAUUUAUAUGGCUAUUAAAAUCUAGUGAUUUAAGCA